AUGAAGAACUCUCAGAUUGAAAGAAAAAAAUACUCAGUUCAUAAUUUGGUAAAACUGAUUAAUGAGAGGAAUAAACAGAACGUAAGUAAUAAGCAGCUCGCUGUAGGAGCAGACGGUACGACAAGUUUCAAGGAAGGGAACGGUCUGGAUGGAGAAACGCACAAUGAUUUCUUCCAAUUUGAGAAUAAUGGGCAGAUGGGAAGAAAGGACAAAGCUAGCGUUCCCGCCGAAAAUGGGAAAGAUGGGAAAGAUUGCGGAGAAUGUAAUGAUGAUGACGACGACGAUAAGGACGUACCUGAUGACGAACACGCUGGCUGCACGUAUGGGGAGGAAGGGGCAUCGGCCCCCCCCGGAGGCAGCGAAAUAAAACUAUUUAUGUUUGACUACAACGAAUGCCAAAACCAAAAGUGCUCCUGUAAGAAGUUAUACCGAUUUAAAAAAAUAAAAAAGGCUCCCAUGAAUAAAAAGUUUAAAGGAAUCGUAUUAACGCCAUUCUGCGAUAAAUUCUUUUCCACAAAUGAUAAAGGCACUAUGGAGAAAUUUGGCCUAUCCGUAAUUGACUGUUCUUGGAAAUCGCUGGACUUAUUGAAAAAAUCCAAAUUCGCAAACCAGAGGAAACUACCCUACAUUAUUGCAGUUAACAGUAUAAAUUAUGGAAAGCCAUACAAGCUUUCCUGCUUGGAAUCAUUGGCAUUCUGCUUAUAUGUGUGUGGCUACAAUAAACAAUGUACAGAUAUUCUUAACAUUUACAAAUGGAGCUCAAGUUUUGUAAGUCUGAAUGGGGAGUUGCUCGAUAUGUACAAAUUAUGCAACACCCAUGAGGAGGUGAAGAAUGCUGAAGAUGAAUUUAUUAAUAAUUCGCUAAAAGAAAAAGAGAAACGGAAAGAAAUAGACCACUACAAGGUUAUAUAUGAGGAUGGCUACUUGUAG
Molecule: messenger RNA, 930 nt
Organism: Plasmodium knowlesi strain H
Lineage: Eukaryota; Apicomplexa; Aconoidasida; Haemosporida; Plasmodiidae
Product: ribosome biogenesis protein TSR3, putative
Exons: 1
Coding region: 1-930 (309 amino acids)
Biological process (GO): maturation of SSU-rRNA
Molecular function (GO): rRNA small subunit aminocarboxypropyltransferase activity
Source: RefSeq, a predicted model, not a curated record